Tachysurus fulvidraco (yellow catfish) is the source of this 976-nucleotide messenger RNA. Its product is annotated as myosin light chain 5-like. The transcript is spliced from 8 exons. Gene Ontology annotation, molecular function: calcium ion binding. The record is from RefSeq and is a predicted model, not a curated record. Gene Ontology annotation, cellular component: cytoplasm. The coding region runs from base 347 to 868 and encodes 173 amino acids. Lineage: Eukaryota; Metazoa; Chordata; Actinopteri; Siluriformes; Bagridae.
AGAUAUAGCAAACAAGAACCAAUCACAAAGCGGAGACAAUCAGUGACAAAGACAACACACCUGGAGGAAAGACUGAGUUGAAUUAGUGUCCAUGGUAACAAAUGAGUGGGCGGAGCAACCAAUUAACAGCAGGGGCAAGACAGUAGACAGAAACAGGGCAAACACAGACAGACAGACUCAUGUACAGGUGGCAGCUUGGCAGUGCUGAGGCUUAAACCCAGAAUAUUUUGUAACAUAAAACAUAUACUUAUUCAUAUGGUGAUGUUUCCUCUGCUAUAUUUAAGCUCAGAUUUUCCACAAUGAUUCUGCACAAUCUUUUAGAGAGAAGGAUUGGUGUGGGAGGAAAAUGGCCAGCAGGAAAACCAAGAAGAAGGAAGGAGGUGCAAAACGUGCUCAAAGGGCUUCUUCCAACGUGUUCUCUAUGUUCGAGCAGACUCAGAUCCAGGAAUUUAAAGAGGCUUUUACACUGAUCGAUCAAAACAGAGAUGGUUUCAUUGACAAGGAGGACCUGAAAGACACAUAUGCAUCUCUUGGUAAACUGAAUGUCAAAGACAAUGAACUAGAAGACAUGCUUAAGGAAGCCAGUGGGCCAAUCAAUUUCACAAUGUUCCUUAAUCUGUUUGGAGAAAAACUGCAUGGUACUGACCCAGAAGACACCAUACUUAAUGCUUUUAAGAUGUUUGAUCCUGAGGCCAAGGGAUACAUACAUACAGCUGAAUUACAACACAUGCUUAUGACGCAGGCAGACAAAUUCAGUGCAGAGGAGGUAUGUCAGAUGUUCCAGUCCUCUAACAUCGACACAGCAGGAAACCUGGAUUACAAAUCGCUCUGUUACAUCAUUACACACGGAGAACAGCAGGAAGAGUGAAGAAGCUCCAGCCACAUGUUAUUCCUGCUGUUGUUUACUCUGUGUAACAUCUGCUAACAAAAGUCAGCAGUGUUUUUAUCUGCUCUAAAAUAAAUGCAUUUUAUUUCA